This is a messenger RNA of Ipomoea triloba (trilobed morning glory), 3414 nucleotides long. Its product is annotated as protein TRANSPARENT TESTA 9. The transcript is spliced from 21 exons. Bases 392 to 2896 code for a protein of 834 amino acids. NCBI's taxonomy places the organism in Eukaryota, Viridiplantae, Streptophyta, Magnoliopsida, Solanales, Convolvulaceae. Gene Ontology annotation, cellular component: endolysosome membrane; late endosome. The record is from RefSeq and is a predicted model, not a curated record. Gene Ontology annotation, biological process: regulation of autophagosome maturation; endosome to lysosome transport; endosomal transport.
CGUGGGUAAAACCCGGGCCGAAUACGGAAAGAGUAAUGCAGCAAUUCGGAGGCACUUUCUCUGCAUCUCUGUAACUGAAUGCUUCAUCAUCAUAUCGUAUCACGCCUGAAGACACUGCACAUCGACGUCACGUAACACCUGGAGAACAAAGCUUAUGAAUUUCCUCCGGCGUCUCCUCUGCUGAUCUGUCUUGCUUUCGCACUGACAUCUUGAAAUCGUAGAAACUUUUGCGACUCCUGUCUGUGAUUAAUAUUCACCUGGGUGAGGGACUGAAUGAGCAGGGGAAUUGGAGUGGAAAGCAGAACCGAUCGUUCUCGAUCACUGUGAGUAGUGGGAGAGAAUGAAUGAAGCUCCGAUCGCCUGAGAAGGAGAGCUAUCUGCUCAGAAAGCCAUGUGGUCCUCCUUCUGGAGAUCCAGAAAUCGUUUCUCUUUGGACGAACUCAGAUAUCUUACUGAUCAAUUGAUGAAAGUUCAAGUUGUUAAUGAAGUCAAUAAGGAUUUUGUAAUUGAGGCACUACGAUCAAUUGCUGAGUUGAUAACAUAUGGUGAUCAACAUGAUGGAGCUUUUUUUGAGUUUUUCAUGGAGAAGCAGGUCAUGGGGGAGUUUGUACGGAUUUUAAAAAUUAGUAGAACUGUUAUUGUUUCACUACAGUUGCUGCAGACAAUGAGUAUUAUGAUCCAAAACUUAAGAAGAGAACAGUCUAUAUAUUAUAUAUUUUGUAAUGAACACAUUAACUACCUCAUAACUUACUCCUUUGACUUUCGCAAUGAAGAGCUUUUGUCUUACUACAUAUCCUUUCUAAGAGCAAUAAGUGGAAAGUUGAACAAGAACACUAUUUCUCUUCUUGUCAAGACGCAAAGUGAUGAAGUAAUUUCAUUUCCGCUUUAUGUUGAGGCAAUACGGUUUGCAUUUCAUGAAGAAGGGAUGAUUCGAACUGCAGUCCGUGCUUUAACACUGAAUGUCUAUCAUGUUGGUGAUGAAGCUGUUAACAGAUAUGUAGUCAGUGCACCUCAUGCGGAUUAUUUCAUAAGUUUGAUCAAAUUUUUCCGAGAGCAAUGCGUCAGUUUAAAUAGAUUGGUUUCAAAUGCCUCAAAGAAUUUGGGUGCAGAUGCAAUUUCUUCUGCUAUUUCAUCUGUUGAUGAGAUUGAAGACAAUCUGUACUACAUCAGUGAUGUUAUUUCAGCAGGAAUUCCAGAUGUUGGGAGGUUGAUUACAGACAGCAUAUUGAAGUUUUUGAUAUUUCCGUUGAUUCUUCCUUCUUUAAGGAUGGAAGUUGUUGAUGAUACAGAAAUUGGAGCUGCAACUUCUUUAUAUUUACUUUGUUGCAUUUUACAUAUUGUUAAGAUCAAAGAUCUAGCAAAUACUAUUGCUGCCGCGCUUCUAUGUCGUAUAGAAACUUUCAGGCCUAGAUCUGAAGCCAAAAUCAAUGGUUAUGUGGCAAGUGAUGGCUUGACAAAAGAAUGUGAAGAAUCUGACAAUGGUGACUUAAAGCUGAAACCUGAUGCAGGACUUUUACGGGUUUCUGUACCAAAAUUAUCUUGUUCACAAAAUCAAUUGGAAUGCAAGUUGCAGCAGGACUGCAGUGGUUCUCAUUUUGCACUAAGGGAAGCGUUGCUUUCUUAUAUUACCUGUGGCAAUGAUGUACAGGUUUCAGGUUCCUUAAGUGUGCUGGCCACUCUAUUGCAAACUAAAGAACUGGAUGAAGCGAUGCUAGAUGCUCUUGGAAUUCUUCCACAGCGGAAACAGCAGAAGAAACUCUUGCUGCAAGCUUUGGUUGGUGAAGAAUCUGGUGAGGAGCAACUUUUUUGCUCUGAAAGUAAUGUAACAAAAGAUUGCUUCAGUGGUGAGCUUGAUAGCUACCUGGAAAAGCUAAAGGAUCAGUAUGGAGUUGCAUGCUCAUACCAAGAUAUUGGAACAAGCCCUCGGGUACAUCGAUUUCAAGUACUCGAUGCAUUGGUCAGUCUUUUCUGCAGGUCAAAUAUCUCUGCAGAAACACUAUGGCAUGGUGGUUGGCUUUUGCGUCAGCUGCUUCCUCACAGUGAUGCAAAUUUUAACAGUAAUCAUCGCGAACUGCUUGAAGGUUCAUACUGUAGCUGUACCCAGCGUAUUCUUGAGGAGACAAGAGGAACUUGGCCUGAUCUAUUGAUUGUGGUUCUCAGUGAUGAGUGGAGAAAAUGUAAAAGAGCAAUUGAAGCUUCAUCGCCUCAGAAAGAUCCUAAAUCCAUGCUUUUGCAAAAAAAAGUGUCUGCUUCUGAAGAUAUGUUUUCUGGUGAUUCAUCUUUUGCUGCUGGUGAAAGAAUGUGCGAGAUAGUGAAGGUGUUUGUACUAGUUCAUCAACUCCGUUCUUUUUCAAUUGGUAAAGCUUUGCCUGAUCAACCUCCGAUACAGCCUCCAGCUGAUUCUCUAGAAAGCUCGCGUGCAAAAAAUGCUGGCAUGAGUGGUUUGAGUCCAAAACCAAACAGUGAAGUAAAUCUUGUGGAUGCAGUGCCUUGUAGAAUUGCAUUUGAGAGGGGCAAAGAACGUCAUUUUUGCUUUUUAGCCAUCACUGCUGGAAUAUCUGGUUGGCUUGUCCUUGCAGAAGAAUUACCUCAGAAACCACGUUUUGGUGUAGUUCGAGUUAUUGCACCUUUAGCUGGUUGCAAUCCCAGAAUUGAUGACAAACAUUCAAGAUGGUUACACCUCCGGAUACGUCCUUCCUCUUUUCCUUAUUUGGAUACUGGCAAGUAUCCUUCACCCUCAAAAGUUAAGGUGAAGGCUCUAGUGGAUGGGAGGUGGACUCUGGCUUUUCGUGAUGAGGAAUCCUGCAAAUCUGCAUUGUCUAUGAUACUUGAAGAGAUUAAUUUCCAAAGUGUUGAGGUCGAGAGAAGAAUAAAGCCCUUGCUAGAUAUCGAAUGAGCUGUUGAUUUUACAAGCUACAUCUAUGAGAAUACCGUAAGAUUCUCAUGGUAUGAGAUUCAUUUUAUAAUAUUUUGAGUUCCUCCCCAAUAAUAUUUUAUACGAACACCUUGGGAUGAUCCUACUAUACCCACCCACCCUCUUUGUAAAUGUGUCAACAAGGAAACCUUAGGUGUACCAUUGUAGAGUAGACAAUGUGAAAGUCCCAUUCGUUGUAUAUUAGGCUGCCUGUCUCCUCCCCACUUCUAAAUGUUGGUAACAGUGUAUUUGGCAAUAUUUUCUUUGAUGUUAGCUAGUUUUCCCUAACCCUCUCGAAACAAGCAACUAUUGUGUUGAGUUUUAGAACACAGUUGAAACAGAAGCAGUAGCAGUAGUGUAGAUUGCAACUGACAUUUUUUUUUAAUGGGUCGUCCUGCUUGCUUUUUCCUGCUGAUUGUGUCUUUUUAUUCUGAUCUGAAUUAUUACGUUUGUGGGCUCUAAUCCCUUCUCUAUGUUUGAAAGCUCCAACUGGAUUCUAA